CUCGGUGGAGAGAGGGAGGAGAUGCCCUCAUUCCUCGGUCGCCCCGACUCCUUCCCAAACGGGAUCAUUUCCUCCAAAGGGGCCCUCCGAGACCUGGCACUGCGGACGGAUCCAGGAAGGAGAAGCGAGCGGAAGGAAACUUAAACUUCGGACUGGAGCCCGAGAGACGCGGUAUGAGGAGACCCCCCCCCAGCCCCUGAGACCGCAGGGCAUCAUCAAAUUGAGCAAAGUUUGGCAGCAGCUUGGAGAUAAGGGAGGAAUUCUGGAGACGAGGCGCCCCCGGCGGGGUGGUAGCAAGCACCGCAGUCGCGACACCUGCUUUGAUGCCCCGCAUUAGUGCCUCCAGGGCGACAGGGAGGCGGGAGGCAUCGCAGCAGCGCAACUCCCCACUCCUUUCCUUUCUUCCUUACUCCCCCCACCCCCACCCCAACACCCCGCCCCAGGCGCUGGUGACUCCGCCUCUCCGUGCCGGGCGGUUCUCUGGCUGGAGCUGGAAAGGGAGCGCUUCCCAGGACUCAGCUCGGUGCUGAGGCUGAGAAGCCGACGCCGCUAGCUCAGGCCCGGGGGCGGGAGCUGGACUGCCCGCGCAACCCGCGCCUGGGAGCUGCGGACCCGGGAACGCCUGAUGGGACGCCCCCAGGGGUUCUGUUCGCACCCUGCUGCCAAGUCCCAGUCCUAGGCGCCCGGGCGCACAGCCCGCCCGGCCACAGCCCGCGGCCUGACUGGAGGGGAGUAUGCGGCCCCGGGCCCCACGGCCACCGGCCACAGGGCGGCGGGGACCUAGCUGCAGAGCCCCGCGCCCGAGGGCGGCGGGCGAGGAACCGCGGAGGCCAGCGAGUCGUCGGGGCAAGAAGACGAGCGCCCCAGCCCGGGCUCCGGAAGGGCUGCGGGACCUGUGUGCGGCCUGAGCGCCGAGGAGGAGGCGGAGGCGCCCGCCGUCCAGGCUCUGGAGAGACUGUGAGGGGCUCCGCAGCAGCCCCGGACCCCCGGCCACCAUCCUCACGUUUCUGCUCCCACGGGGGGGAUGCCGCGGCCCGGGCCCCGAGCACCGCCCCGGCCCCGGGGCUGAGCUCCGGACCAUGUCCUCCCGCAGCCCCCGGCCCCCGCCCCGCCGCUGCCGCCGCCGCCUGCCGCGUCCCUCCUGCUGCUGCUGCUGUUGCCGCCGCUCGCACCUCAACGAGGACACGGGGCGCUUCGUGCUGCUGGCGGCGCUCAUCGGCCUCUACCUGGUGGCGGGCGCCACAGUCUUCUCGGCGCUGGAGAGCCCGGGCGAGGCGGAGGCGCGGGCGCGCUGGGGCGCCACCCUGCGCAACUUCAGCGCGGCGCACGGAGUGGCGGAGCCGGAGCUGCGCGCCUUCCUUCGGCACUACGAGGCCGCGCUGGCCGCCGGCGUCCGAGCCGACGCGCUGCGCCCGCGCUGGGACUUCCCCGGCGCUUUCUACUUCGUGGGCACCGUGGUAUCCACCAUAGGUUUCGGCAUGACCACGCCCGCCACGGUGGGUGGGAAGGCCUUCCUCAUCGCCUACGGGCUGUUUGGCUGCGCUGGGACCAUCCUGUUCUUCAACCUCUUCCUGGAGCGCAUCAUCUCGCUGCUGGCCUUCAUCAUGCGCGCCUGCCGGGAGCACCAGCUGCGCCGCAGCGGCCUGCUGCCCCCCACCUUCGGCCGCGGCUCUGCGCUCUCGGAGGCCGACUGCUUGGCGGGCUGGAAGCCCUCGGUGUACCACGUGCUGCUGAUUCUGGGCCUGUUCGCCGUGCUGCUGUCCUGCUGCGCCUCGGCCAUGUACACCAGCGUGGAGGGCUGGGACUACGUGGACUCGCUCUACUUCUGCUUCGUCACCUUCAGCACCAUCGGCUUCGGGGACCUGGUGAGCAGCCAGCACGCCGCCUACCGGAACCAGGGGCUGUACCGCCUGGGGAACUUCCUCUUCAUCCUGCUCGGCGUGUGCUGCAUCUACUCGCUCUUCAAUGUCAUCUCCAUCCUCAUCAAGCAGGUGCUCAACUGGAUGCUGCGCAAGCUGAGCUGCCGCUGCUGCGCGCGCUGCUGUCCGGCGCCGGGCGCGCCCCUGGCCCGGCGCAACGCCAUCACCCCGGGCUCCAGGCUGCGCCGCCGCCUGACUGCGCUCGGCGUCGACCCCGGGACCUGCGACAGCGACGCCGAGGGCCGCCGCCUGUCGGGCGAGCUCAUCUCCAUGCGCGACCUCACCGCCUCCAACAAGGUAUCGCUGGCGCUGCUGCAGAAGCAGCUGUCGGAGACGGCCAACGGCUACCCGCGCAGCGUGUGCGUCAACACGCGCCAGAACGGCUUCUCGGGCGGCGUGGGCGCGCUGGGCAUCAUGAACAACCGCCUGGCCGAGACCAGCGCCUCCAGGUAGACCGCCCGCCCACCCUCCCGCCAGUCCGCCCGCCCGUCCGCCCGUCUGCGCGCCUCGCUGCGUGCGCCAGGGACCCCCUCCAGGCUGGCGUGCCACCAGGCGUGGCUUGCUUUCCUUCUCUCAGACGCUGGCGCUUUCUUAAUCUUUAUCCAAUAAAAUGAAACCAAAAAAAAAAAUUUUUUUUUUAAAGAAAUACUAUUUGGACGGGCCUGAUGUUAUCAGGGGCAGGUUUUUGGAUAACCUGUUUUCCUUGUGGGUCCCCUCUUGGAGAACCGUGGCCCCCAGCAGAUUCUCCUCCAGGGAGAGAAAAAGUGGCACCCAGACCCUCACGCGAUGCAUACCGCAGCCAGGAGAGUGCCAGUCCUGGGUUGUGCAGACUGGCAUUCAACCCGGUCCCCAUGCGCAUAAGCAGCCGGCAACCCCAAAACAUAUGGUGCAACUUUACAUGGCUCAGAGUUACCUCCGCAGCAUUUAGAAUCUUGGCCCAGCCCAGCAGCUUCCUUCUGGUCGUUAGAAGUGAUAUAGUCACAGUUUUGACAGAUGGGGGUGGGGAGAGCCAUCUGUUACCUCCUGGCGUGUAUAUAUAGCACAGCCGCUACACACAAGUGGUGUAGUAUUACGCAAUGAGAUGAAACACGCACCAACUCGGGGACUGUGGCGUUUCCGAGAUUUGGAAAUGGCAAUGGUAAGGGGCUUGCUUAGCUGGCCUUUCUCAGCCUGUAUUUCUCUUAGCACAGUACCCAGGGCAGCUACUUGUAAUGAAGGAAAUCAGGGUGGCCUGCAGGAGCCCCGCUCUCCGUCAGCUGCCUGAUCUCAGAGGCUCCAGGCGUAUCUCUGAACCCCGCAACCCUCCUUUCUCUCCCCAGCACCAUCCACCAGGUCGCUGCUCAUCAUUAAAUAGGAAUGUGCGUCUUUUCAGACAAGGUUCUGCUUUGUUAGUGCGGGUUCUUUUUCCUCCUUAACUCGAUCAGUUCAACAUUUUUCUCUUUUAGAGAGAGCCUGAGGGUGCAGAGCACAGCCCCAGCCCACCCUCCUUCUCUGAAUAGGGCUCUGCCAGCUGCACCCUGGGGGCACCAGGAACCCAACACAGCCAUUUUACACAUGUCAGAGAAUUGGGCUUCAGAGCCCAUAAUGUUUGGGGGGCACAUCCCAUUCUAAACCCUUUUUGGCCCCCACAGAUAAUCAAGUGAAUGUGUUUCCUCCACAGAGUAUGUACUGGAGGUGGAGGAAGCUGGGAGGGAGGCAGCUGGGGAACAGGAAGAUGGAGUCAAUUUUAGGAUCCCAGUUUUGCUCUGGAUGAUCCUCAAGCUGAGGGACAGGUUCUCCCAGACGCCCCCUCUGCCACCCGGGGGUCACUGACCUGGAGGAGGGCCAGAUCCCCCCCCCUUUAUUGAAAGGAAAGGGGUCUUGGACUAUGAAGGAACAAAACUUUCAUCUCCUUUUAAAUCUCAUCUGGCAAGAUGAUGAUCCCAAGGACAAAUGCCAGAGUCUAGUCAGACAUGGUAUGACCCAACAGCAUAUAUACACAGCUCUGACAGGAAGUCUUGGAAAGCACCAGACGCCUCACACCACCGUCUGCCCGAGAGGCAUUGAAAGCUGCGAAACCUCCCUCCCUGGCAGUGAGGAAAGCAUAUGUGUCUGGAACACACACACACACACACACACACACACACACACAGACACGCAUGCACACACACUAUUAAGAGUCACACUUGAAUGUCAGCCUCCCCUUUUCCCUUCUAGUUCAUGGCAGAAGGGGGAAAAAAUGACUCUCCAGUUACUUUGGGUAAUUUCUAAUUUGGGCUGAAAUAGGUUCUUAAACACAAGCCCUAAACGGGGAUGGAGCCAGGGAGGCAGAGUGGCCGGGAGAGAGGCCAGUGUUGCUAAAUCCUGAAGGGUAGGCUUCCGGAGAGCCGUGCUUCCAGGAUCCCUGUGACUGUCAGGCAAGCUCCUGAGCAUCCCC
Molecule: messenger RNA, 4335 nt
Organism: Myotis daubentonii (Daubenton's bat)
Lineage: Eukaryota; Metazoa; Chordata; Mammalia; Chiroptera; Vespertilionidae
Gene: KCNK12
Product: potassium two pore domain channel subfamily K member 12
Biological process (GO): potassium ion transmembrane transport; stabilization of membrane potential
Cellular component (GO): plasma membrane
Molecular function (GO): potassium ion leak channel activity; outward rectifier potassium channel activity
Source: RefSeq, a predicted model, not a curated record